This is a messenger RNA of Salvia splendens (bonfire salvia), 1613 nucleotides long. RefSeq lists its product as uncharacterized. The coding region runs from base 160 to 1524 and encodes 454 amino acids. The record is from RefSeq and is a predicted model, not a curated record. NCBI's taxonomy places the organism in Eukaryota, Viridiplantae, Streptophyta, Magnoliopsida, Lamiales, Lamiaceae. The transcript is spliced from 15 exons.
CUAUUUGUUUCUUUUCCACUACUAUUUUUUCUGUUUCAUUCAGGUGUUUCUCUUAAAUUGGAUAUCUAAUUUAUACAUUUGCAUAUACAAAUGGACUAGUCAUUAAUAAGCAUUUGAAAAUUCAUCUUGACCAUCAUCAAUCGUCUACAUGGCUAUUUAAUGCUAUUCAAUGCUAAGAGAAUACUCGUAGUAUUAUGUAUAUCCAAUAUUUUAACAAAGAAAAUGUUGUUGUAUUGUUGUAUUUUCCUGAUGGUCGUCUUAGUUGGUUGGGUGUUUUCCCUCCUACUAUUAGGUUGGGGUUUCGAGUCACCUAGUGUGCGUGAGACACUUCCCUUAUCAGAUCCUAAAAGCAGAUGGCUAAGCAGCCUUAUCAUAAGCAUCUCUUUGGUUUGUGGUGUUUACUUGGUUAGAAGUGCAUGGCUGAGGAAAGAUUUCAUCAAGUUUUCACCUGUAUUUGGGCAGAAGACAGCAGAUCAAGAUACAAUUUCUCAUGAAUGCAAGGAUAAUUGGCGACCCAUGGGCACUGAAGCUUUGCCAAAAGGAAUUGUUUCAGUUUCGUCAAACUUGGAAAUGCAUCCGUUGUGGGGACCUGUUUCUGAGAAUAACAAAUCACAUCAGCCAACAGGUUUGCUGGCCAUGGCAGUUGGGAUAGAUCAAAAGGGAGUAGUAAACCAAAUAGUUAAAAAGUUUCUGGAAAAUGAUUUUGUUGUGAUGCUUUUUCAUUACGAUGGGGUUGUGGAAAAAUGGAAUGAUUUGGAAUGGAGUGACAGGGCCAUUCAUGUCUCUGUUGUAAACCAAACAAAAUGGUGGUUUGCCAAGCGGUUCCUACAUCCGGAUAUUGUUGAUGAUUAUGAGUAUAUAUUUCUGUGGGAUGAGGACCUCAAACUUGACAAUUUUCAUCCAGCAAGGUAUCUAUCUAUAGUCAAGGAAGAAGGUCUCGAAAUAUCCCAGCCUGCCCUUGAUCCUGGUAAAUCUGAGGUGCAUCAUCCGAUUACCGUACGCAGACAGAGGUCAAGGUGUCACAGGAGAUACUAUAAGUUUAAAGGUGGUGGAAGGUGUGAUGAAAACAGUACAGCUCCCCCGUGUGUUGGCUGGGUGGAAUUGAUGGCACCUGUGUUCUCGAGAGCGGCCUGGCGUUGUGUUUGGCAUUUAAUACAAAAUGACUUAAUCCAUGCUUGGGGCCUGGAUAGGCAACUUGGUUAUUGUGCGCAGGGUGAUCGGACUGCUAAAGUUGGUGUGGUUGAUGAGGAGUAUAUUGUUCAUCUCGGUCUCCCUACUCUUGGUGGCUUUUUGGAUAGAAGUAAGGAAAAGGCCGAGUUGGGUGAUCAAUCUUCUCGUUCUAAGAGUUUGUCAGAUUCAGAGUCAUUGGAAGGUGAUAUGUACAAAUUUGAUAACCGGUCUGCAGUGCGGCUACGAUCCUAUAUUGAAAUGGGUUUGUUUAGGGAUAGGUGGAAUAAAGCUGUUAAUGAAGACGAAUGCUGGGUCGACCCGAUAAAACAGCCAGCCUGCACAACAAAAUGUUAGUUUUGUACAGACCUAGAGUAGAAUCAUUUUGUGAACAUGAUUGAACUUUUUCUCCUUGUUUGGUGAGUUGAAAAGAAGUGGUUUUUCCA